AUGGGAGACAAUACAACAGUCGCCGAAGUCCAAGUUGAUGAUGACGCUCAUUCAGACUCGGAAGAUUCCUCCUACGACACUGGCUCCAUAACAGACAACGCGUCCAUUGCCAGCAGUGUGCUUAAAUACAAUUGGAAGCAUGGCCGACGUUAUCACAGCGACAGAGCUGGGGAGUACAGCUUUCCCAAUGAUGAUGAGGAACAGGAUCGUCUCGAUAUGGUUCAUCACGUUUUUACACGGCUGAUCAACGACCGCCUUUUCACAGCGCCCAUCGAUCCAGAGGGCGCGAGGGUGCUUGACAUCGGCACAGGAACUGGUCUCUGGGCGAUACAGUUUGGAGACGAACAUCCAUCCGCCGUUGUCAUCGGGAAUGAUCUCAGUCCAAUCCAACCAGAUUGGGUUCCCCCAAAUGUCAGGUUCAUCAUUGACGACGUUGAGGCAGACUGGGUAGAUCCAGUUCCUUACGACUAUAUUCAUUGCAAAUACAUGGCUGGUUCUAUCAAGGAUUGGCCGCGGCUCAUUAACCAGGCCUACGCCAAUCUUAAACCCGGGGGAUGGAUCGAGCUUCACGAAACAGCCAACACAUUAUAUUCUGAAGAUGACUCGCUUCAACCAGAUAACGCUCUUGUCGAAAUGAUGGAACAUCUCACGGUCGCCUGUGAAAAGAUUGGUCGAACAAUGGAUCCUGCACCAUCUUUUAAACAGUGGGUCAAAGAGGCUGGGUUCGAAAGCGUGAAAGAAGACAGAUUCAAACUUCCCAUCGGUCCUUGGCCAAAGGACGAACGUCUGAAAGAAAUCGGUACGCUUAUGGGAAUCAAUAUGAUAGAGGGAGUAGCUGCUUUCACAGCAGUGUUGUUCACAGAAGUACUGGGCUGGUCGCGUGAGCGGGUCGAGCUAUUCAACGCACGAGUCAGACAGGCAUCGCGACAGCGAUCAGUCCAUCCGAUUUUCGACUGUUUGGUAGUGACUGGUCGGAAGCCACGGUAA
Fusarium pseudograminearum CS3096 is the source of this 987-nucleotide messenger RNA. RefSeq lists its product as uncharacterized. The record is from RefSeq and is a predicted model, not a curated record. The coding region runs from base 1 to 987 and encodes 328 amino acids. Gene Ontology annotation, molecular function: methyltransferase activity. NCBI's taxonomy places the organism in Eukaryota, Fungi, Ascomycota, Sordariomycetes, Hypocreales, Nectriaceae. The transcript has a single exon.